AUGAAAUCUAUAACUUUUACUUUGGUACUUGCGAUCUUUAUCGCCAUAGUUUAUUCCUCCCCUUUUCCACAAGAAGGUGGUGAACCCAAAAAAAUUGUUCUUUCUGGUCCAGGUCCAGGUCCUUGGUCCAUUGGUUCUGAACAAAUCGCUAGUUGGUGGUCAACAGGAAUUCCUGAUGAACCGGUAACAGUCUCCACCUUCGCAGAAGGAAAUACUACGCCGAUCUUUAGCGCUGAUUCUACCAUUCAAGCAGGAAGUCUGCCAAUCUCAAUCAAUGAUCAAUAUUCUCCUGAAACUAAUUAUGUAGUUGAAGUCGCUCUCAAGUCUGACCCUUCGGUUAAAGGUACAAGUCAACCUUUCACAGUAACUCCCUCUGCUGAUGGUGGUGGUGGUGCUCCAAAGGAACCGGAGCCUAAAUCAGCAGAGGAACCAAAGGAACCAUCAAAGGAACCUGCAGAGGAACCAAAGGAACCUGCAAAGGAACCUGCAGAGGAACCAAAACAACCCUCACCUGCAGAGGAACCAAAGGAACCUUCACCUGCACCUGAAGAGGAACCAAAAGAACCUGAGGAACCAAAGGAACCUUCACCUGCACCUGAAGAGGAACCAAAAGAACCUGAGGCACCAAAGGAACCAUCUCAAUAA
This is a messenger RNA of Funneliformis geosporum, 645 nucleotides long. NCBI's taxonomy places the organism in Eukaryota, Fungi, Glomeromycota, Glomeromycetes, Glomerales, Glomeraceae. The record is from the annotation of a GenBank genome assembly.